AUGCAUGCUCUCCAGUCAUACCAACAAGACGGAUCAACUUAUGACAACAAUGCUUACACUCUUACGUCGACUUAUCAUGGCGGUACACUCAAGCUAUGCACAACUCAUCUCGCCGAGCCCGAAGGCCUAGGCCGUCGCCCUGAGUAUAUUAUGACCCAGCUCAAAGGCUGGUCGAUGACCAGUGACCCGGGAACCUUUCGGCACGGAGCAUCCGCAUACCUAAAUGCUCGGGCCUGGGCAAAGGAAAAGAAACAAUAUCAUUAG
This is a messenger RNA of Histoplasma mississippiense, 264 nucleotides long. RefSeq lists its product with no specific name. The transcript is spliced from 2 exons. Bases 1 to 264 code for a protein of 87 amino acids. Lineage: Eukaryota; Fungi; Ascomycota; Eurotiomycetes; Onygenales; Ajellomycetaceae. The record is from RefSeq and is a predicted model, not a curated record.